Molecule: messenger RNA, 2253 nt
Organism: Cryptomeria japonica (Japanese cedar)
Lineage: Eukaryota; Viridiplantae; Streptophyta; Pinopsida; Cupressales; Cupressaceae
Product: leucine-rich repeat receptor-like serine/threonine-protein kinase At1g17230
Exons: 1
Coding region: 1-2253 (750 amino acids)
Molecular function (GO): protein binding
Source: RefSeq, a predicted model, not a curated record
AUGGCAGUAAUCAUGCUCCGCCCAGCUCCCGCUUUCUUUUCAUUCGUUUUCAACUAUUUGCUUUUGAUUCUCCACUGCUCGUCCCUCUCCCAUGACGGUGUAGUUUUGCUUGAAAUCAGAAAGGUAGAUUGGAGGGACAGCAGUAAUGCUUUGAGCAACUGGAACGAGUCUCACCAAAAUCCAUGCACUUGGAAAGGAAUCUCUUGUGAUGCAUUCAACACGGUUACCAGUGUUGAUAUCACCGGUGAGUCCAUUUCUGGCAACUUGACUUCUGCUAUAUGUGCUCUUCCCAAUCUCACAGUGCUGACUCUCCAAGCCAAUGCUUUUUGCGGUCCCUUCCCGCAUGCCUUCCUUCACUGCAAGCGUUUGCAAAAGCUCGAUUUGUCGAGCAACCAGUUUGCUGGAAUGCUGCCCAGUCACAUCUCCGAGUUGAGUGAAUUAAGAGUCUUAAAUUUAUCGUAUAAUAGUUUCAGUGGUUCCAUUCCUCCAGCCUUCGGAAUGCUGCCAAGGAUGGAAGCUCUCUUGUUCCACGAAAAUAGUCUGAGUGGGACAUUCCCUAAAUUUGUCGGGAAUUUGGAGUCUCUGAAGAAUUUCACGAUUGGCAGUAAUCCUCUGCGCCCUGACAUGAUACCGAGAGAGUUUGGCAAUUUAAAGCAGCUGCAGCAGUUAUGGCUAUAUAACUGCAGCCUUGAAGGCGGAAUCCCGUCAUUCCUGGGCAAAUUAACACAGCUGGAGGACUUGGACAUUUCGCAGAAUCAUCUCUCGGGUGUUAUCCCGAUUUUCCUGGCCAAUUCAACCCAGCUGAAGUCGUUGUGUUUGUGGCAGAAUAAUCUCUGGGGUGAUAUUCCGGCUUCGCUGGGCAAUUUAACGCAGCUGGAGGAGUUGGACGUGUCGCAGAAUCAUCUCUGGGGCGAAAUUCCUACCAGUUUAAUGGCUCUCUCAAAUUUGAGAAUACUCUAUCUCUAUGAGAACAACUUGUCUGGACGAAUUCCGGCGAACAUUGACCAACUGAAGAGCUUGUCCGGGUUAGAUUUUUGUGCCAAUCAGCUUCAUGGCACAAUUCCUCAAGAAAUUGCCAAUCUCACAAAUCUGAAUCUUCUUCAACUGUGUUCGAACCGACUUACGGGGACGAUACCUGCUCAGCUCGGGAAGCUACGUUACUUGAGUAACUUGAUGCUCUACGACAACAAGUUCAAUGGCUGGUUGCCCCAGAAUUUGGGUACGUACUCAGACCUUAUUGAAGUGGAUCUGACGAGUAGUGGAUUGGAGGGCCCUCUACCAAAGAAUCUGUGCAUGGGAGGAGUGCUGUAUGGCUUCGAAAUCACUUCAAACAAUUUCAGCGGUUCUCUCCCUCCUUCCUUUGAAGACUGCAAAUCUCUACGGUAUCUGUACGUCGACAACAACCAGCUGAGCGGCGAGAUUUCUCCAGGGCUAUGGGGUGCUGUCAAUCUCCACGGAUUGUUUUUAAACGACAAUAAGUUUGAAGGCAUGAUUUCACCUGCAAUUGGCCAAGCGAAGGAUCUGAGUCGAUUCAGAAUAAGCAACAACCGGUUCGAAGGAAGAAUCCCUGCACAAGUUGGACAGCUGAAAAAUCUUGAAGUAUUUGAAGCCAGCAACAACCGGUUGUCAGGGCCCAUUCCCCGCGAGCUCGGGAGCUUAAUAUUGCUUAAUAUUCUAAAGCUCGACCAUAAUUUUCUGUCAGAUGAAAUUCCCAAAGAAAUAAUGUCGCUAAAGAAGCUCAAUCAGCUCAAUUUGGGUCACAAUCGACUUACAGGCGAAAUUCCUGCAUUGAUUUUGAGCGACCUGAAUAGUCUAGAUUUGUCAAACAAUUUCAUUUCUAGAGGGGUUCCUCCCGAAUUGGGAUUAUUGAGACUGAAUGCUUUCAAUGUUUCCAACAAUCACUUAUCUGGACGCAUUCCUGAGUCUUUAGACAAUCCUGUUUACAAGGAGAGCUUUGUGGGCAACCCGAGGCUAUGCGGAGGUCGGAAUUUGAUGCUACCAUCGUGUUCCUCUCCACAUAAGUUGUCACCUCAAACUUUGGGUAUGAUUCUGUUGCCAGCUUUGCUUGUAGUAGCCGUGGCUUUGGGAUACAUUUGUCUGCGUCGCUCGUUUCGCAAGAAGCCAAGUGACACGUCAUCGUGGAAGACGACGGGAUCAGGGACAAUCGGCGGGGACAGUCGAAAGGAGAGGAUUUCAAGUAGCCACUCUGAGAGCGAGAACGAAAUGAUUUGCUUUUCAGAUCGACCGAGCUAG